ACGAUGACAUCUGCACAGUUUGUCUUCUAUCUGAUAUGCUUGUUCUUGGGGGAAACGGUUCACACAAAUGACCUCAAAUUCUCCUUGUCUCUUCAUCAAGAAAGACAUUUUGUAUCAGCUAACACUGGGGGCAAUGUGAGUCUGUGUUGUUUGUAUGAAGGUAACGAUGUGGCAAGGCUUUACUGGUAUAAGUUAAAUUUGGGAAAGGAAUCAAAGCUCAUUUGUACUGUCAACACAGUGGACAAUCAAGCCGUGUUUAAUGAUGAAUUCAACACUGAUCCACGGUUCACAGUGAAUUUUGAAAAAGGAAAGAUUGACUUAAAGAUAACAGAUCUGCAAAUUUCAGACUCUGCUACUUACUAUUGUGCAAGCAGCUAUGGGUACAGCUUUACAUUCGCAGAGGGUACUGUCAUUGAUGUAAAAGGUUCAGGGUCGAACAUCCCAACUUUAGUGCAGCAGUCAGCAUCUGAGACCAUCCAGCCAGGAGGCUCCGUGACUCUGAACUGUACAGUACACACUGGGACCUGUGAUGAAGAACACAGUGUUUACUGGUUCAAAGACUCUGAAGAGUCUUUCCCAAGAAUCAUUUACACUCAUGGAGGCAGAAAUGAUCAGUGUGAGAGGAAACCCAACACACAGACACACACUUGUGUCUACAACCUGCCAAUGACGAGCCUGAAUACGUCUCAUGCUGGGACCUACUACUGUGCCGUGGCUUCAUGUGGACACAUACUGUUUGGACACGGGACCAAACUCAACUUAGAAGAUGAGGUGGCAUGGCUUUACUUGGUGCAUGUCCUGAAUGGAGUUGUCGCAUUCACUUGUGUCCUUAGUUUGUGUUUGAUGUCCUUAUUGUUUGUAAUGACCAAAGAGAAAAGCAUCCACUUCACAGAGUCUCAUGGAAGCUUUUCGGAGGAUCACCAGAACAUUUUAAGGGAGAACAAAACAAACAGAUCAAGAAGACAGCGUGAUGGGACAUGGAGUGAAUGUGUCUACUUUAGUGUAAAGCAGAAGAGCUGAAAAUGUUUCAUCUUUGUUUUAAAAUGUUGUGUUAUACAGAGACGAAGUACAGAAUUCCUUUAUCUAUAGUUUUCGUUUUAUGAUUUGACCUAAACGUGGUAACUGUAGAGAUGUUCUUUCCAGUAAAUCUAUUGAAGAAGCUUUUAAAAACAAACAUGCAAGUACAUUUCCAGUUUAUACCCAUCCCAGCUAUUCUGGUACUGUUUUAUAGACAGAAAAAAAUGAACACAAAUACUGUUAUUCACUGGCAAACAACUACUUACUUUAAAUAUUAAACAUGGCACACUGUCAAACGACAUAGAGCUGUUAGGAUCAUUCUUUGUUUCAGUGUCAAAGCUGAUGUGUGAUUGUUUUUUGUGAGAUUUUGAGAACUAUCUCUAUGUGACCCACCAUACCUGUGUAGUCAUUCAUCAACAUUAAAUAAAAAUAAAAAUAAUAAUUACAGGAUAACAAAGAUCAGCCUUCACACUUUAAAUGUUUUAAUAAUGUUGAUGACCCAUGAUUUGACUUUUCCAUAAUGUAAUGAGCAACUGUGAUAUCAGGCUGUAAAAAACAGUAAUAUUUUUAACAGUACUGGAGAGAAAAAUUUUACCUCCAACUCUUUGCAACAGCUAUCAAUGAAAGCCUCUUGUUCCAGUAUAUCAUAAAAAUAAAGGACUGUAAAGAGUAAACCACUGCUGUCUUUUUAGUUCUCCUGAUAAUAAUAUGUUUAUAAUGAGCCCGA
This is a messenger RNA of Oreochromis aureus, 1744 nucleotides long. Its product is annotated as immunoglobulin kappa light chain-like. The record is from RefSeq and is a predicted model, not a curated record. Gene Ontology annotation, biological process: response to bacterium. The coding region runs from base 4 to 1020 and encodes 338 amino acids. The transcript has 5 exons. Lineage: Eukaryota; Metazoa; Chordata; Actinopteri; Cichliformes; Cichlidae.